Spirodela intermedia is the source of this 936-nucleotide messenger RNA. The record is from the annotation of a GenBank genome assembly. Lineage: Eukaryota; Viridiplantae; Streptophyta; Magnoliopsida; Alismatales; Araceae.
AUGGAGAGCUCCCCGGUCCUGUCCUCCCCGGCGAGGCGGUACGCAUCUUGCGAUGAUUUAUCUUCUAAUUUUGUCCUCAAAUCUCUCUUUGGUUUGGUGGCCAUUUAGCAUCGCCGCCGCCGUCUUGUUUGCAGGCUGGAGGGGAAGGUGGCCAUCGUCACCGGCGGCGCCAGCGGCAUCGGGGAGAGCACCGCCAGGCUUUUCGCCCGGCACGGUGCCAAGGUCAUCGUCGCCGACAUCCAGGAUGAGAAGGGCCAGGAGGUCUGCAGGGAAAUCGUGGGCGACGGCGGCGUGGCCUCCUACAUCCACUGCGACGUCUCCGCCGAGGCCGACGUCCAGGCCACCGUGGAGAUCGCCCUGAGGUCUCACCGCCAGCUGGACAUCCUGUUCAAUAACGCCGGCGUGAUCGUGAAGGACCAGCCCCUCCUCGAGGUCGACAGGUCGGACUUCGAGAAAGUGAUGGUCGUGAACGUGAUCGGCGUCUUCCUGGGCAUCAAGCACGCGGGGCGAGCCAUGGCCACCGCCGGGGGGGGAAGCAUCAUCAACACCGCCAGCGUCGCCUCGGUCAUGGCCGGCAUGACCGCGUCCCCCUACACGGCGUCGAAGCACGCCGUGGUGGGGCUGACCAGGGACGCCGCCGUGGAGCUGGGUCGCUACGGCGUGCGGGUCAACUGCGUCUCCCCCCAUCUUUUGGCGUCGCCCUCGGUCUGCAGGGAAGUCGGGAUGGACGCCAGAGUGGUGGAAGACGCCGUGGAGAAGGCCUCUGUCCUGAGAGCCGCGGCGUUGAAGGCGCAGGACAUCGCCGAGGCGGUGCUCUACCUGGCCAGCGACGAGUCCAGAUACGUCAACGGUCAUAACCUUGUGGUGGACGGCGGCUACACCACAACCAAUCCCAGCUUGGGGGAACACCUCUUUGCCUCCUCCUCCUCCUCCUGA